UCCCGGUCAGGCGCCCUACGGGCACCUAAGCCCGCUCCGUGUGUGACGUGUAGGACCUCCUCCUCCGACACACAGCAGCAGUAAUGGCGGACUACGACAGCUAUGAUGAGCGGGACCGGGCCUACGGUAGCUUCGGCGGCGGUAGAGGGCCCCGUGGUGGUGGUGGCCCCGGAGGCCCCAGGAAGCAGAAGGAGCUGCCGUCAGAGCCUCCAUUCACGGCAUACGUAGGAAACCUGCCAUUCAACACGGUGCAGGGAGACAUCGACAUCAUCUUCAAAGAGCUCAACAUCCGCAGCGUCCGAUUGGUCAGAGACAAAGAGACAGACAAGUUCAAAGGUUUUUGUUAUGUUGAGUUUGAAGACUUGGAAUCUCUAAAAGAAGCUUUGACGUAUGACGGUGCUUUGUUAGGUGAAAGGUCACUGAGGGUCGACAUCGCAGAGGGACGAAGGCAAGAACGAGGAGGAGGCGGCUUUGGCUUCAGGAAAGACGACGCUAGAGGACGAGGAGGUUCUCGAGGAGCUCCCAGAGGAGGAGGAGCAGGAGGAGGAGGACGUGACUCCCGUGAGGACUUCUACGACCAGCCAGGAGGAGGUUUUAGAGAUGAUGACUACAUGGGGGGGCGGAGUCGAGGCGGCGGCAGUCGCCCUGGCGACAGAAGGGGUGCAGCAGGAGGAGGAGGAGGAGGAGGAGGAGGAGCAGGAAUGGGUCGCUUCAGAGAUGGACCCCCCCGGGGAGGAACAACAGACUUCAGGGAACCGUCUGAAGAGGAGCGUGCACAGCGGCCUCGGCUGCAGCUGAAGCCCCGAACCGUCUCUGAGCCGCUCAACCAGGUCGCCAACCCAAACUCUGCUAUCUUCGGCGGAGCCAAGCCGCGAGAGGAGCACUGACUCAUUUAAACCACCUCCUGACAUUCUCCUGACCAGACGGUGGCGCUCACACGACGUGUCACCAACAGAAAAGAAGAAAUUUAAAGGUUUUUGUGCUCUUGUUACUUCAGUGUGGAUCAUGUGGAAGUCGACUGCCACCAAGAAAAUUUUGUAAAAUUGAUGAAAAGUUUUGAAUGAGCCUGCAAAGUCAAAAUUAUUAAUUAUUGUACAAUGAAGUCAUAAUUUUGGUUUGUAGUUAACUGUAGUCCUUCAUCUUUAAUCUGUAGGAAAACUGAACUCACUGUGGACCACAAACCUGGUCCAGCUGAAUGUUCUCAGGUCUCUGUGUGUCAGUGUGGAUCAGGUCUGGGUCUGUAGUGGAUCAGCUGAGCAGGAUUUAAACCUUAAGUGUUUUCAGUCUGCGUCGCUUUGAGAACAUUUGUGUCGCUGAUAAAGUUUUCUUUGUUUUCCAGGACAUUAAAUGGAAGAACUUUUUCUUACUGUACUAUAGAAUAAAGAACAGCUGUUUUAACUUUUUCUUUUCCAACACUGUUUAUGGCAAUAAAACUGUAUCAUCUACAUACAUCCACCAGAAUGUGUUUAAUUUCAGGGUGGGGGUAAGGGGGCGUCGAUUUCUCGUUUUGGUUUUUAUCUUUUCCUCCAAAUGAAAGAACAAUAAAGAAUAAAGCUCGUUCUAUUCUG
Messenger RNA from Seriola aureovittata, 1568 nucleotides. It is a transcript of the gene eif4h, whose product is annotated as eukaryotic translation initiation factor 4h. Bases 84 to 887 code for a protein of 267 amino acids. The transcript is spliced from 8 exons. The record is from RefSeq and is a predicted model, not a curated record. Lineage: Eukaryota; Metazoa; Chordata; Actinopteri; Carangiformes; Carangidae. Gene Ontology annotation, molecular function: RNA binding.